Molecule: messenger RNA, 4623 nt
Organism: Insectozyma verbasci
Lineage: Eukaryota; Fungi; Ascomycota; Pichiomycetes; Serinales; Debaryomycetaceae
Source: the annotation of a GenBank genome assembly
AUGAAGUGCCAGUUUUGGGACUAUGAUGAUAUGACAAAAUGUGGUAGAUAUAAUCUACAAUUCUAUCCUCCUAUUCUAAUUGGUUUAACUUCAUUAAUUAUAUUAUUUAUUAAUGUUUUUAAAAAAAAAUCUAUAAAACUAGAUGAAAGACCCUUAAAAAAUGAUAUAAAAUCGAUGCAUUUUGAUUUAUCAAGAUUACCAGAUACAAAUAUAGAUGGUGAGCCACUUGGAGAGAUCAAACAAGUGUUUAAAGGUACUGGAGAAAGGUUAAGAAUCUCAAUAGAAUAUAUUUUAGUCAUUUUAUCAUUAGCAUUGCAUAUAUCACCAUUUUUCAUUAAAAUUCAAGAUCUCGAAAUUACUAUAAUUAACACUAUAUUUUGGUUUUAUUUAUUUAUAUUAGUACAAAUUAGAAUAAUUAAUAUGAAAAAAGUUUCCAUUAAACUUCCUAAUUUAUGGAUUCAUUCAACAACUUUAUAUUUUUUCAGUUUCCUUCCAAGUUUAUUAACAUUUAGAUCAGGUAUACUAAAAGGAAAUAAGUUUUACAUAAUUCUGUUUAUUCUCAAUGCAUUAUUAUUAUAUUUGAAUGCUACUGCUACUAUUGGUGAUAAACCUUCGGAAUUAUAUAUUACACCAGGUUUAGAACCUUCUCCCGAAAAUAUAUCAAGUGUUGCUUCUUUCAUAUCUUAUUCAUGGUUAGAUAAAAUGGUUUGGAAAGCAAAUAAACAACCUUUAAAAUUGACUGAUAUUUGGGGUUUAAGACAAGAUGAUUAUGCAUUAUAUGUUCUUAAAGGUUUUGAAGCUUCAAAAUCAACUUUAAGAUUUACUUUUAAAUUAUUUUAUCAUUUUAGAUUUUUAUUUGCAAUCCAAGCAUUUUGGGCUAUUUUAGAAUCUAUUUUAAUCUUUGGACCAUCAAUUUUAUUGAAAAAAGUAUUGGAAUAUGUUGCUGAUCCAAAUAGUACAUCAAUUAAUCUUGCGUGGACAUUUGUUAUAUUGAUGCCCUUUGUUAAAAUGGCUGAUUCAGUUGCAUCUGGUUGUUCUUUAUUUUUAGGUAGAAGAGUUUGUUGUAGAAUGAAGGCUAUUAUAAUUGGUGAAAUUUAUGCAAAAGCUUUGAGAAGAAAAAUUACAGUUACUGAAACAAAAGAAGAAGAUGAGAAGGAAGAAAAGACGGGAAAGAAAACUGCUGAAUUAGGUGCAAUAAUAAAUUUAAUGGCUAUUGAUGCAUUUAAAGUUUCUGAAAUUUGUGGUUACUUACACUAUUUUGUUGGUGCAGUUUUAAUGAUUGUUAUUUGUAUUUUCUUAUUAUUCAAUUUAAUUGGAUGGAGUGCAUUUGUUGGUUCAUUAACUAUCAUUGUUUUACUCCCAAUUAAUUAUACUUUUGCUCAAUGGAUGGGUAGACUUCAAAAGAAAAUGUUGGCAGUUACUGAUAAACGAAUACAAAAAUUAAAUGAAACUUUUCAAAGUAUUAGAAUUAUCAAAUUUUUUGCAUGGGAAGAUAAAUUUUUUGAAAGUGCAAUGGAUGUUAGACAUGAAGAAUUACACUAUUUAAAAAUGAGAUGUUUAGUUUGGUGUUUAGGUUCAUUUGUUUGGUUUAUUACUCCAACAUUAAUUACAUUAUUAUCAUUUUAUUGUUACACAAUUGUUGAUGGAAAUACUUUAACUGCUCCUGUUGCAUUUACUGCAUUAUCAUUAUUUACAUUAUUAAGAUCACCAUUAGAUCAAUUGGCAGAUAUGACUUCAUUUGUUAUUCAAUCUAAAGUUUCAUUAGAUAGAGUUGCUGAUUUCCUUGAUGAACCAGAAACUUCAAAAUAUGAACAAUUGGCAAAUUCAACAAAUGAAAUUGGAUUUGAAAAUGCUACGUUAUCAUGGAAUUCAAUUUCAAAAACAGAUUUUAAAUUAUUGGACUUGAAUAUUAAAUUUAAACCACAAAAAUUAAAUGUUAUUAUUGGUCCAACGGGGUCUGGUAAAACAUCACUUUUAUUAGGUUUAUUAGGUGAAAUGGAUUUAUUACAAGGUAAAGUUUUCCUUCCUGGUAUAAUCCCACGUGAAGAAUUAGAAGUUGAUUCUCAAGGUUUAACUGAAUCAGUUGCUUAUUGUUCUCAAACUGCUUGGUUAUUAAAUGAUACAAUCUAUGCUAAUAUUUUAUUUGGUUCUAAAUUUAAUGAAUAUCGUUAUAAAAAAGUUAUUGAAGCUUGUGGAUUAACUAGAGAUUUACAAAUUUUAUCAGCUGGUGAUCAAACUGAAGUUGGUGAAAAGGGAAUUACAUUAUCUGGUGGCCAAAAGCAAAGAGUUUCAUUAGCAAGAGCAUUAUAUUCAAACUCAAGAUACGUUUUAUUAGAUGAUUGUUUAUCAGCAGUUGAUUCACAUACUGCUUUAUGGAUUUAUGAAAAUUGUAUUACUGGUCCAUUAAUGGAAAAUAGAACUUGUAUAUUGGUUUCACAUAAUGUUGCAUUGACUGUACAAAAUGCAGCUUGGAUAGUUGUUUUAGAAAAUGGUAGAAUUAAAAAUCAAGGAACUAUGGAAGAUUUAUUAAAAACUGGAGAUUUAGGUGAUGAUGAAUUAGUUGAAUCAGUAUUAAAUUCAAGAUCUCAAUCAACAACAAAUUUAACUUUGGAAAGUAAAAAUGCUGAUAUGAAGGCAAAAGCAGCUGCAAUUGAAAAUAAAUUAAAAGCAAUUUCAGAACCAGAAGAAGAACGAAUUAAAACUGAUGGGAAAUUAGUUGAAGAAGAAGGUAAAUCUGAAGGUGUUGUUAGCAAAGAAGUUUAUCUUGGUUAUGCAAAAUAUUUUGGUGGUUGGCCAAUGUGGACAAUUGUAAUUACAUCAUUUUUAGCAUCACAAUUAGUUUAUAUGUAUCAGUCAUGGUGGUUAAGAAAUUGGUCAUUACAUAGUGAAACAGAUGUUGAACUAUUCAUACAACAAUUCAGCGAAACUGGAAAAUUAUUUACAAAUUCAUUUAAUUUUGUCAAUACUAUUGCUCAACAACAUUCAACAUUAUAUUAUAUUUCAAUUUAUACAGCCAUUGGGUUUGCAUAUGCAUUUACAGCAUGCUUUAGAGUUGGUAUUACAUUCUUUUCAGGAGUUCGUGCCUCAAAUAGAAUUUUCAAACAAGUUUUAGUUACAAUUUUAAGAGCAAAAUUGAGAUUUUUUGACCAAACUCCAUUAGGUAGAAUUAUGAAUAGAUUUUCAAAAGAUAUUGAAUCAGUUGAUCAAGAAGUUACUCCAUUUGCAGAAGGUGUUUUUAUUUGUUUUAUUCAAUGUUUAUCUACAUUAGUAUUAAUUACAUUUAUUACACCCGGAUUUUUAUUCUUUGCUAUUUUAAUUGCAUGUUUAUAUUAUCUUGUUGGUUAUUUUUAUCUUACAUUAUCAAGAGAAUUGAAAAGAUAUGAAUCAAUUACAAAAUCACCAAUUCAUCAACAUUUUAGUGAAUCAUUAAAUGGUGUAGCUACAAUUCGAGCUUAUGGUAUUGAAUCAAGAUUUAUGAAACAAAAUUUACAAGCAAUUGAUAAUAAUAAUAGACCUUUUUUUUAUUUAUGGGUUGCAAAUAGAUGGUUAUCAUUUAGAGUUGAUGCUGUUGGUUCAUUAGUUAUGUUAUUUGCUGGUAUGUUUGUUUUAUUUUCAGUAGGUAAAAUUGAUGCUGGUUUAGCCGGUUUAUCAUUGUCUUAUGCUAUUGCAUUUAGUGAAAGUGCAUUAUGGAUUGUUCGUCUUUAUGCAAAUGUUGAAAUGAAUAUGAAUUCAGUUGAAAGAUUACAAGAAUAUUUAAAAGUUGAUCAAGAACCACCAUAUGCAAUUAAAGAAACUGAACCAUCACCAGAAUGGCCUCAAAGAGGUCAAAUUAGUGUUAAAAAUGUUUCAUUAAGAUAUGCACCUGAUUUACCAAGAGUUAUUAAAAAUGUAAGUUUUGAUAUUGAUCCAUGUAAUAAAGUUGGAAUUGUUGGAAGAACAGGUGCAGGUAAAUCAACUAUAAUUACUGCUUUUUUUAGAUUUCUUGAUCCAGAAACUGGAAGUAUUAAAAUUGAUGACGUUGAUAUAAGUAAAAUUGGUUUACGAAAUUUACGUCAAGCUAUUACAAUUAUUCCACAAGAUCCAACAUUAUUUUCAGGUACUGUUAGAUCUAAUCUUGAUCCUUUUAAUGCAUAUACUGAUGAACAGAUAUUUGAAGCUUUAAGAAGAACUGGUUUAAUAACACCUGGUGAAUCAAAUGAUCAAGAAAAUGCAAAUAAAUUUUUAAAUUUAUCUUCAGUUAUAACUGAAGGUGGUGGUAAUUUAUCACAAGGUGAAAGACAGUUAGUUUGUUUAAGUAGAUCAUUAUUAAAAAAUCCAAAAGUUAUAUUAUUAGAUGAAGCUACAUCUUCAAUUGAUUAUAAAUCAGAUUCUGCAAUUCAACAAACAAUUAGAGAAGAAUUUAGUCAAUCAACAAUUUUAACUAUUGCUCAUAGAUUAAGGACAAUUAUAGAUUAUGAUAAAAUUUUAGUUAUGGAUGCUGGUAAAGUCGUUGAAUAUGAUAAUCCAUAUACUUUAAUUGCUAAUAAAAAUUCAUUAUUUUAUAAUAUGUGUGAAAAUUCAGGAGAAUUAGAUUCAUUAAUUAAAUUAGCAAAAGAAGCAUAUAUUCAAAAGAAGAAUAAAUAG